Messenger RNA from Aspergillus sclerotioniger CBS 115572, 702 nucleotides. RefSeq lists its product as uncharacterized. Bases 1 to 486 code for a protein of 161 amino acids. The record is from RefSeq and is a predicted model, not a curated record. NCBI's taxonomy places the organism in Eukaryota, Fungi, Ascomycota, Eurotiomycetes, Eurotiales, Aspergillaceae. The transcript has 4 exons.
AUGAAUAACGAACCCACCACGAAGCAAGAGUUCCUAAUGCCCUUGCUGUAUUUCGUCCAGCGCAUUCAACGGUAUUGCCCUCAUUUCCUCUCCCUCUCUGCCUCCAUCUACGAGGUCCCCUCCGACGACGAAGCCAUGGAGAUCGUGACGGACAACUACAGUCCAGAAGCGAGUUUGGAAUGGAACUCCGAAGCAAUCGACCUGGCCGAGUUCAGGAAAUUCGUGCAAGAAUGGCGCUCUCGGUACACCUUUCUUGACUUUGAGUUCCAUGAGGCUGUUGUGACUCCCGACGUCGAUGACGUAGAGGGACGUGGAGGUACGCUUGGGUUCGGAUUGAAGGGACGCGUGCUGGGAAAAGAUGAUGGGAAGAUGUAUGAGGGGAAGGUGCAUGCGAUUUUCAAGGUCGAAUGGAUUAAUGAUCGUCGGGUCAUCACCAGAAAUCAACAGAUCCUGCAGGGUCCUUAUGUUGUUAAGGAUGACAGAUGAGAUCGUCAUGAUUGGGAGAGAGAUCUGUUGGUGGUGCGAGGAUGGAUUGUGGUAGUUGGUUGGCAUAUCUUGAUCCAUAAGGCAGAUUGCAAUUGGAGAUGGGCUGGCAAUUGUUGGAACCAGGGAGUAGGGGCUUCAUCUUCGAGAUGUUUCUCCACCGUGUUUGUAGCCAGUUUCUUUGGGAUAGCUUAUUGAAUUUUGAUUUGAGGUCUGGAA